Molecule: messenger RNA, 1015 nt
Organism: Trifolium pratense (red clover)
Lineage: Eukaryota; Viridiplantae; Streptophyta; Magnoliopsida; Fabales; Fabaceae
Product: 40S ribosomal protein S5-like
Exons: 4
Coding region: 189-818 (209 amino acids)
Biological process (GO): ribosomal small subunit assembly; translation
Cellular component (GO): cytosolic small ribosomal subunit; ribosome
Molecular function (GO): mRNA binding; structural constituent of ribosome; rRNA binding
Source: RefSeq, a predicted model, not a curated record
UAGGGUUUGGAGCAUUUAUAUAUACGUGAAAUCCUUAAACACCAAAAUUAGGGUUUAUCUCACUCUCCCAUUUCUUUGAAGCUUCCACUCACGAAGCAGCAAGCAAGGUCGUUCCUUUCCUUCAAAUCCAAUUCAUUCCUAAUCUCUCUCGAUUUUGUUAAUCUCUUUGUUCGAUUCUUUUUGCAACCAUGGCUGAAGUUGCUGUUCUAGAACCUGUUGCAAUUGUUUCAGAUCCCUCUCAGAUUGAAGUCAAACUCUUCAAUCGCUGGAGCUUCGAUGAUGUUCAGCUUUCUGAUAUGUCACUGAGCGAUUAUAUUGGAGUUUCGGCAUCGAAACAUGCCACAUAUGUUCCACACACUGCUGGUAGAUACUCACAAAAGCGAUUCCGGAAAGCCAAUUGUCCCAUUGUUGAGAGAUUGACAAACUCCCUCAUGAUGCAUGGUAGGAACAAUGGAAAGAAGCUUAUGGCUGCUAAAAUCAUCCAGCAUGCUAUGGAAAUUAUUCAUUUGCUAACUGACCAGAACCCAAUUCAGGUUAUCUGUGAUGCUAUCGUCAACAGUGGACCUCGUGAAGAUGCAACUCGUAUUGGUUCUGCUGGAGUUGUGAGAAGACAGGCCGUGGAUAUCUCACCCCUUCGCCGUGUUAAUCAAGCCAUCUAUCUUCUAACUACCGGGGCACGUGAAGCUUCUUUCAGAAAUAUUAAGACAGUUGCUGAAUGUUUGGCCGAUGAGCUUAUUAAUGCAGCAAAAGGUUCAUCCAACAGUUAUGCAAUCAAGAAGAAAGAUGAAAUUGAGAGAGUUGCCAAGGCAAAUCGUUAAGCAGCUUCUUGCAGCAGUGUUUGCAACCUCAGAUUUAGUUUCAUAGUUUUACUUUUUCUAAUGAUAUUUUUAUGGCUUUAGUUUCUUGGUGUUUUGCUUGCGUACACACCAUGAGUCAUUUUGGCAGUUAGACGGGAAAUGUGUUCCUAGACUUGAGUUUGAUUACCAACCUCCAUAAAAUAUAAUUUUUUUGAUAA